AUGGAAAUGGUGGUCUCUCAAAUUCGCAAAGGAGGUGCAGAUACAGUCUUUCCUAAUUUGAUCCCACCAGUGGAAAGCGUUGCCAGAGCUCUAAAAUAUCGGUCCGACUUACAGUCCAUUGAACCAAGAGUUCGCUACCUUAUGUCCCUCUAUCUAAGUCCCUCCAUUACGCCUGAGGUCAUCGCUGAAGCCGCAGCCUCUGGCAUUACCGGAGUCAAAAUGUAUCCUCAAGGCGUAACGACAAACUCCGAAUCAGGCGUGUCAGCUGACUUCCUGGAAGCAUACACUCCCGUUUUCGCAGCCAUGCAGCAGUAUGAUCUUGUACUCAAUCUGCAUGGAGAGUGGCCGGGUUCAUUGCCAAGCAGUGACAUUUCUGCAGAAGAAGCAUUCCUUCCGCACUUACUGAAGCUUCACAAGGAUUUCCCACGGCUAAGAUGCGUUCUUGAGCAUUGUUCUACAGCCGCAGCUUUGGAUGCUGUACGAGCCUGCGGUCCAUCUGUCGUGGGAACGAUAACGGCUCAUCACCUUUACUUGACAGGCGAGGAUAGCGAAGUGGAUCCUCUUGCCUUCUGCAAACCCAUUCCAAAGGCUCCGUUCGAUCGAGACGCUUUGAUCAAAGCUGCAUGUAGUGGAGACCCGAAAUUUUUCUUCGGCAGCGACAGCGCGCCACAUGCGUUGGCUUCCAAGACUGGGAUGACGAGUGGUCAAGCGGUACCAGCGGGUGUCUUCACAACGCCCUUUGUGUCAGCACUGACUAUCCUGGCGUUCGAAGGCGCUAUAAAAAGGGGGAUUGUUGGCGAAGACGAGGUUACGCAGGAGCGGCUUGAGCACUUCUUGAGUCGGUCUGGAAGGCGCUUUUAUAAGUUGCCAGAGCCUCCUGCGGAUGGUGGACCAAGGAUCGUGCUUGAGAGACUGGGCGAGAGAGUUCCUGAGAGCAUCAGGAGCGCUGAUGGGACCCUUGAAAUUGGGCUGUCCAGGGCCGGUGCUCCUAUCUUCAGUCUGAGGUGGAUUGACUAG
Molecule: messenger RNA, 1017 nt
Organism: Bacidia gigantensis
Lineage: Eukaryota; Fungi; Ascomycota; Lecanoromycetes; Lecanorales; Ramalinaceae
Exons: 2
Coding region: 1-1017 (338 amino acids)
Biological process (GO): 'de novo' pyrimidine nucleobase biosynthetic process; pyrimidine nucleotide biosynthetic process
Cellular component (GO): cytoplasm
Molecular function (GO): dihydroorotase activity
Source: RefSeq, a predicted model, not a curated record